Oncorhynchus tshawytscha (Chinook salmon) is the source of this 2642-nucleotide messenger RNA. RefSeq names its product cell surface A33 antigen. Gene Ontology annotation, cellular component: plasma membrane. Lineage: Eukaryota; Metazoa; Chordata; Actinopteri; Salmoniformes; Salmonidae. The transcript has 7 exons. The coding region runs from base 168 to 1538 and encodes 456 amino acids. The record is from RefSeq and is a predicted model, not a curated record.
UGACAACGUCACUCAUUUUGAAGUCCUGUUCGCAGCCAGGAAAGCACUUAGCACAAGUUUUGGUACUCAGCCUAGCGAGCCUUCUACCUGGCCAAGGUCUUGUCCGCGGUCCCUAGCCUACAAAAAACAACGCUGGUGACCGGAGAGGUCGUAACUGUUACUGAUCGAUGAUGGCCUCACAGAAAGGGACGUUUGCUGGCGUUUUACUUUGUCUCGUCGUGUCCAUGACUGUAGCUUUACAGGUGUCCAUCCCUCAGCGGACCUAUGAGUUCGCCAGGGGAGACAACAUCACUAUACCAUGCAGCUUCAAACCCAAGAACUCAAUCAACAAGCUGGUCGUCAUAUCCUGGUUGGCUGAAGCAGACAAACCCGGAGAGCCAGAGGUGUCCGUCCUUACCUCCUACUCUACUGGUGAACUGGACACCAGUGACCGGUAUGAAGGAAGAGCUUCCCUGGAACAGGACCUAGCUAAAGGAGUAGCCAACCUGAAGCUCUCCUCCAUCGGUCUCCAGGACAACCGGCUAUUCGAGUGUCGAGUCGCCAUCCCCAAGGAUGACGAGGGUCAGCUGGCUGACACCACCCGUCUGGUGGUCCUGGUGGCUCCCUCUGUGCCUGUCUGUAAGAUCGAUGGGAAGGCAGAGUACUUCCAGAACAUCAAUCUCACCUGUCAGUCUGAAGAGGGCUCUCCUCUUCCUACCUACAAGUGGCAGGGCUACGAUGUCAGAAACAUGCCCCGAGCACCUGCACCCAGGACAACAGACAAGGAUGGUGUCCUGUCUCUCUUCAACCUCACCAUGGAAUCCUCAGGAUACUACGUCUGUACCUCCACUAAUAAGAUCCGCAGUGCCAAAUGCAACCUGACGCUGUCCGUCAUGCCACCGUCUAUGGCCCUGGGUUCAACAGCGGGUAUCAUUGGCGGCGUUGUGGUUGGUGUUCUGGUGCUGCUCAUCAUCCUCAUCUACUGCUGCUGCUGCAGAAAGAAGAAGGGCAAAGCAGAGGAGUACGCUAUGGGGGUUCCAGAGGGGGAGGAGUUCCACGACGACAAACCCGUGGUGAACGGCGAGGUUCGACAGACGCGCAGCAAGGAAGGCGACGAUGAAGACCACCCACCUAAGAUCGUGGACCGUCGCGACCAGUACAAGGAACGCAGCGAGAAGGACUACGAUGACCGCCGCAGCGACUACGAUGACCGCCGCAGCGACUACGGUGACCGCCCACCCAAGAUCGUGGACCGUCGCGACCAGUACAAGGAACGCAGCGAGAAGGACUACGAUGAUCGCCGCAGCGACUACGAUGACCGCCGCAGCGACUACGGUGACCGCCGCAGCGACUACGAUGACCGCCGCGAGCGCCACGAUGACCGCAGGGACCAGGACGACCGCUACUCUGACCGCCGUGACCAGUACGACCGUGAUCGUGUUUACGAUGAACGCAGUGACGGCGGACGGUACAGUGAUCGUUAUGAUGAGCCCUACGAUGAUCGUGACAGACCUCCCAGUGUACCGGCCAAUAAACCUGCUAAGCCUUUGUUACUGUAAUUUCAUUAUGCCAAUGUGUUUUCCCAUCUUAUGAACUCAUAUUGUUAAUCAGAUAUAAUAAAACAGAGUAUAAGUUUACUUAGUUACAGUUCCAUUUAAAAUAAUUUGUUCAGUCAUUUAAUCAUAAUUUUACCAACAGCCUUCUAAAAAUAGAAUAGAUUAGAACCACUUAAUGUUUCCCACAACUUGUUUUUGGUUGAAAAUAUAAUUAAUAUUAUAAACAUAGUAGCUGCUGUAGGUCAGGCUUCACAAAGGGCCUGGCUACCAGGCUGAACUCGGUCACAUCAAUAACAGGACGACUGUAACACAACACAGGAAAAGCCUGUAGAUCAGGGAUCAUCAAAUAGAUUCAGGCCCCGGAUGGUGUUUUUCCUUCAGCAGAAGUUCAGGGGACCGGAACAUAAUUAUAAAUCAUUUGUAGACGGCAAAUUGACUGCAAGAAACCGAAACGGAUGUAAUAUUUGACAAAUCUAUAAUAAUUUAGAACCUUGCAUUUGUAUACCCUCGCAUAUGUAUCGCUCUUAUGUGUGGGAAUACUUGAAUUAAAUGAAAAUCACUUGGAGCUGAUUUCCUGGUGUUUGUACAGUCUUUUAUGUUCAACAAUAGCAAUUCUACAAAAAAAUAUUUUAAAAAAUUAUAAUAUAUAUAUAUAUAUAAUUUUUGGGUUGAGAAAAGUUGGGGGGCCAAAUAAAAGGGUCUGUCAGUUGGGGAGCCCUGCUAUAGAGACCAUGCCAACUAGAGGUGGAGCGGCAUUAUAUCACUGUUAUCUAUGUAAAGGCCUUCAAUGUGGAGUAUCACUGUUAUCUAUGUAAAGGCCUUCAAUGUGGAGUAUCACUGUUAUCUAUGUAAAGGCCUUCAAUGUGGAGUAUCACUGUUAUCUAUGUAAAGGCCUUCAAUGUGGAGUAUCACUGUUAUCUAUGUAAAGGCCUUCAAUGUGGAGUAUCACUGUUAUCUAUGUAAAGGCCUUCAAUGUGGAGUAUCACUGUUAUCUAUGUAAAGGCCUUCAAUGUGGAGUAUCACUGUUAUCUAUGUAAAGGCCUUCAAUGUGGAGUAUCACUGUUAUCUAUGUAAAGGCCUUCAAUGUGGAGUAUCACUGUUAUCUAU